CAUAAAAUUGGCAUGCCUAUGGUAAUCUUCUUGGUAGGGUGUUUUGCGUGGUUGAAGUACAAGAUAAACAAUAACAUUUUUCUGGCCGCCGCCACUUCGUGUAUGUGCAUUGUACCCUACACCAUUCUCUUCCUCAGCGGACCUGAGAGGGUUCUUUUCCCGUGGGCAAAUAUGAAGCAGAAAAUACCCUCUACUCCCAAUUCUCAUGAGAUUGAACAGGCUCUUGGUCAAUGGGAGCUCGCAAAUAUGGUUCACAUUUUGUUUCCUCUUGUUGGUGGUGUAAUGGUCCUAGUGUCCAAGAUGUAG
Molecule: messenger RNA, 306 nt
Organism: Aspergillus costaricaensis CBS 115574
Lineage: Eukaryota; Fungi; Ascomycota; Eurotiomycetes; Eurotiales; Aspergillaceae
Product: DUF1772 domain-containing protein
Exons: 1
Source: RefSeq, a predicted model, not a curated record